Messenger RNA from Williopsis jadinii, 724 nucleotides. RefSeq names its product F1F0 ATP synthase subunit e (gene TIM11). NCBI's taxonomy places the organism in Eukaryota, Fungi, Ascomycota, Saccharomycetes, Phaffomycetales, Wickerhamomycetaceae. The transcript has 2 exons. Bases 72 to 359 code for a protein of 95 amino acids. The record is from RefSeq and is a predicted model, not a curated record. Gene Ontology annotation, molecular function: proton transmembrane transporter activity. Gene Ontology annotation, biological process: proton motive force-driven ATP synthesis.
GGAAAUUGAACGUUUGGGUAAACAAAUCUGAAAGAACAGACAGGGAAACCACAACAACAAGAACAUCAACAAUGUCAACUGUUAACGUCUUUAGAUACACCGCUUUGGCUGCCGGUAUCGUUUACGGUGCUUACCACACUUCCCAAUUGAAGUCAGCUGCUGCUAAAGCUGAAGAGCAGAAGGCCUACAACGCUCAGGUUGCGUUGAUUGCUGAGGCCAAGGCCAAGUACGCCGAGUUGCACAAGAAGCCAGAGGCUAAGACCGCCGCUUCUACCGAUAUCAAGGAGGUUAACUUUGAUGACAAGGAGUUGGACUUUGCUAAGGUGAUCCUCUCUGCUGUUGAGAAGCUGGAGUCUUGAGUGUGACCGCGGACAACUGAGAUACGUAGAGACAUCAGAAGGAGAGGGCAUGAAGGAUUGACCAGGUGUAUAGAGACUUACUUUAUUUGUUUAUAUUCCAUUUUGAGGUGAAGAUUGCUUUGACAUUUCUCUAUAACCUUCACAUAUACCGUUAUUAGAAAUAAGCAGGAUCGUCACCGUCGUUAUUAUUAUUAUUGCUGUUAUCAAAAGAUGGAGGUACUGCUACACACGGGAUUUCAUCAAGAGUAAAUGGCUUAUGUUAUAUCUAAGAACAAAACAAAAAAACACUUAUACUAGUGUGUGUAUAUACAAGGGUUCAUAUAGUAUAGUCUUUACUUCAUUCUUUUCUCACCUCUCACUUUGUG